AUGACAUAUAAAUGUGGAGGAAGUAUCCGGAUCUCCACGGCCAGCUACCUCACAUCCCCCGGGUACCCCAUGUCAUACCCCCCAUCCCAGAGGUGCUCCUGGGUGAUCUCUGCUCCGGGGGCGCACCAGCGGAUCCUCAUCAACUUCAACCCGCAUUUUGACCUGGAGGACCGGGAGUGCAAGUAUGACUAUGUGGAGGUGCGAGAUGGCGUGGAUGAGAGUGGUCAGCUGGUAGGGAAGUACUGUGGGAAAAUCGCCCCCUCUCCGGUUGUCUCCUCUGGUAAUCAGCUGUUCAUCAAGUUCGUGUCAGAUUAUGAGACCCACGGAGCAGGUUUCUCCAUCCGAUAUGAGAUCUAUAAAACAGGUCCUGAGUGUUCCAGGAACUAUACUUCCAACAUUGGCGUCAUAAAGUCACCCGGGUUCCCAGAAAAGUAUCCCAACAAUUUGGACUGCACAUUUAUGAUCUUUGCCCCAAAGAUGUCAGAAAUCAUUUUGGAGUUUGAAAGCUUUGAGCUGGAGCCAGAUACAACACCCCCGACUGGUGUAUUCUGCCGCUACGACCGGCUCGAGAUCUGGGAUGGAUUCCCUGGAGUGGGGUCUUACGUUGGAAGAUACUGCGGGCAGAACACUCCGGGCAGGAUCAUCUCCUAUACGGGCAUUUUGGCACUGACAAUCAACACAGACAGCGCCAUCGCCAAAGAAGGCUUUUCAGCAAACUUCACUGUCAUAGAAAGAACUGUUCCAGAGGGUGGACCUUGGUUUUUUGCGGUUCGUCUCAGCCAUCGGUACCCAGGGUGCCAUUUCCCAGGAGACGCACAGGAUUUACUUUGUCAAGUCCUACAAAGUAGACGUCAGCUCAAACGGAGAGGACUGGAUCACUUUAAAGGAAGGCUCCAAACAAAAGAUUUUUCAAGGUAACACCAACCCAACAGAGGUUGCCAAGACAAUGCUGCCUAAACCCACACUGACACGUUUCUUACGAAUCCGGCCAGUUACCUGGGAGACAGGCAUUGCACUGCGGUUUGAGGUUUAUGGCUGCAAGAUAUCAGAGUACCCAUGCUCAGGCAUGCUGGGCAUGGUGUCAGGCAUGAUCACAGACAACCAGAUCACCGCAUCCUCCCAUACAGAUCGUAACUGGGUACCAGAGAAUGCUCGCUUGCUUACCAGCAGAACAGGAUGGACCCUGCUACCUCAGCCACAGCCCUUCGCAAAUGAAUGGCUGCAGGUGGACCUUGGUGAGGAGAAGUUGGUGAGGGGGUUGAUCAUCCAGGGUGGGAAAUAUCGGGAGAACAAAGUCUUCAUGAAGAAGUUUCAUCUCAGCUACAGCAAUAACGACUCUGACUGGAGGAUGGUGUAUGAUGCUAAUGGGAACAAGCCAAAGAUAUUUGAAGGUAACAGCAAUUAUGACACUCCUGAACUAAGGACAUUGGAGCCCCUGCUGACUCGUUUCAUCAGAAUUUAUCCAGAGAGGGCCACUCCAGCUGGGAUGGGUUUGCGACUUGAACUCUUGGGCUGUGAGAUUGAAGCUUCUACACUCCCUCCAACACCACUGGUCCCAAGCACUUCCCCAUCAGAUGAGUGUGAUGACGACCAGACAAGCUGCCACAGUGGCACAGGUGGAACCUUGACUCCAGAGACAUCUACUGUUGAAGUGGACACCAGCCCAGCUUUUCUGUGGUUUGCCUGUGACUUUGGCUGGGCCAAUGACCCGUCCUUCUGCAGCUGGACGUCAGAGGACACUAGCUCGAGGUGGCAGAUCCAGUCUAGUGGAACCCCAACUCUCAACACUGGUCCCAACAUGGACCACACAGGUGGAUCAGGGAAUUUCAUCUACACAUUAGCUACUGGUCUCCAAGGGACUGAAGUGGCUCGGCUUGUGAGUCCUAUCGUCAGCUCUCAGGGUUCUGACCUGUGUGUGUCUUUUUGGUACCACAUGUUUGGGUCACACAUUGGCAUGCUGCAUGUAAAACAGCGCAAACAAACAGAGAAAGGACCUGUUGACAUCCUCCUGUGGACAGUCAGUGGUCACCAAGGCAAUCGCUGGAGAGAAGGUCGUGUCCUUGUGCCACGUACCAACAAACCCUAUCAGGUCGUGAUUGAGGGACUUGUAGAAAGAAAGAGCUGGGGAGACAUAGCUGUGGAUGACAUUAAAGUUCUCGAUGGUCUCAGCAUAUCAGACUGUGAAGAUCCUGAUGUGCCCACUGAGCCGAUGCUGCCAGAGGACAGACUGAACGAAAUCUUUGAGGAAAUUACUGAAUAUCCUGACUUUGUGGAGACCAACCAGAUCAGUGGAGCAGGCAACAUGCUGAAGACACUCGAUCCCAUCCUUAUUACCAUCAUUGCCAUGUCUGCUCUGGGAGUUUUCCUGGGGGCCAUCUGCGGUGUGGUUUUGUACUGUGCUUGUUCACAUGGAGGCAUGUCGGAGAGGAACUUAUCAGCUUUGGAGAACUACAACUUUGAAUUAGUGGAUGGUGUCAAACUAAAGAAAGACAAACUCAAUGUACAGAGCUCAUACUCUGAGGCAUGAGAUGAGUCGGACUACAUUUGUGUGACUGUGUGACGAGUGGAGCACACACAAAAAAUUGUCAUGAGACAUAUCCUCUCGUUAAUAUGCGAGUAGACAGGACUGCCAAAACCCUCAACUCACUGAACGAGGGUCAGGUUCAGGAACCAUGGGAGGUUUGGACUGAUUCAUGCUUUUCUCAGGAGCUGCAGUAACAAAACCUACCAGUAGGGGACACUGUGUACAAAGAAAAUACAGGAAAAACUGUACAGAUGAUUUAGAUAAUGCUAUAAUUUUGUGUUUUGAUUUUCAUUCAAUUUUACAAUCAGAUGCUGGUGUUGAGACCAAUUUAUUAAUAUUGUUUUUAAAGUAUUUAUCAUUUUUUGAGGGAAAGAAAAGGCUUUUCUUGUAUCACUUUGUGAAGGCUUUUACUUUUUCUUUUUCUUUUGAGAAAGAGAUGUAUCAAAAUCCUUAAAGAACCAUAUCCGGCAAAUGUGUAUAUUUUCCCCAUGAUGUGGCAUAUAGAGUUUAUUCUUAACCCUUUUCCCUCUACUGGACCACUAUCACUCUAAA
Molecule: messenger RNA, 3076 nt
Organism: Nematolebias whitei (Rio pearlfish)
Lineage: Eukaryota; Metazoa; Chordata; Actinopteri; Cyprinodontiformes; Rivulidae
Gene: nrp1a
Product: neuropilin 1a
Biological process (GO): angiogenesis; vascular endothelial growth factor signaling pathway; axon guidance
Cellular component (GO): membrane
Molecular function (GO): semaphorin receptor activity; vascular endothelial growth factor receptor activity
Source: RefSeq, a predicted model, not a curated record